Messenger RNA from Didymosphaeria variabile, 768 nucleotides. RefSeq lists its product as uncharacterized. The transcript is spliced from 3 exons. Lineage: Eukaryota; Fungi; Ascomycota; Dothideomycetes; Pleosporales; Didymosphaeriaceae. Gene Ontology annotation, molecular function: misfolded protein binding; ubiquitin-specific protease binding. Gene Ontology annotation, cellular component: endoplasmic reticulum membrane; Hrd1p ubiquitin ligase ERAD-L complex. The record is from RefSeq and is a predicted model, not a curated record. Gene Ontology annotation, biological process: endoplasmic reticulum unfolded protein response. The coding region runs from base 1 to 768 and encodes 255 amino acids.
AUGGCGGACGCACUCGCCGGCGGCGGUAUGGUCGGCCAGUUCCCGCUCGAGCAAUGGUUCUACGAGAUGCCGGUGUGCACACGAUGGUGGAUGACGGCUGCUUUGAGCGCGAGCUUGCUGGUACAAUGCCACAUCGUGUCACCCUUCCAGCUGUUCUACAGCUUCCGCACCGUCUUCGUGAGAAGUCAGUACUGGCGGCUCAUAACGACAUUCUUCUACUUCGGCCCCUUCAGCCUCGAUCUUCUGUACCACAUCUUCUUCCUCCAGCGGUACUCGCGCCUCCUCGAGGAGUCGUCUGGUCGAUCGCCAGCCCACUUCUCAUGGCUUCUUACUUUCGCUUCGACGCUGCUGCUAUGCAUGGCUCCGUUGUUCUCCAUGGCCUUCCUCGGCUCGGCUCUUUCCAGCACACUGGUUUAUAUCUGGAGUCGCAAGAAUCCCGACACCCAACUCAGCUUCUUGGGCAUAUUCAUCUUCAAGGCGCCGUAUCUGCCUUGGGUGCUCCUGUGCUUUUCGCUGAUCAUGCACGGGACGGUGCCCAAGGACGAGAUGUGCGGCAUUGUCGUGGGUCAUAUCUGGUACUUCUUCAACGAUGUAUACCCGCCGCUACACAACAAUCACAGCCCCCUUGAUCCACCUGCCUGGUGGAUCCGUCUCUUUGAAGGCCCACCUCCGCCUCCAGAGCCUACGGAGGAGGACCUUACAGACCUGACAGGUCAGCCCGUCGAUGGCACCGAUGUUGAACCGGAACCCAUACCCGCACCACAAUAG